Messenger RNA from Aspergillus udagawae, 483 nucleotides. RefSeq lists its product as uncharacterized. The transcript has 2 exons. Lineage: Eukaryota; Fungi; Ascomycota; Eurotiomycetes; Eurotiales; Aspergillaceae. Bases 1 to 483 code for a protein of 160 amino acids. The record is from RefSeq and is a predicted model, not a curated record.
AUGUUCUGUCUCAGGAGCUGGUUACCGCUCCUCUUCAUCCCAACCAACGCCUCCCCGCUCUUCAUCAUCUCCUUCGUCACCCUCACAUACAUCCUCCACCGACCAUGCAUCUACUGCUCCGCGCUGCUCCUCAUCCUCUUCAUCUCCUCCUGCCACUGGGCUGACCGCUGCUUCUUCGACUUCCGCGGUGACUGGUUCUCGCCGCGCUACGCAACUUCAGACCCCUACUAUACCGUUUCGGCCAAUACCUCCCUGGCCGCACAGAACGGGUCUCUGGCCAGCUAUGUCGUAGAGACCGUCAAUACGACCACCAAGGCGCUGGCGGGCGCGGCGGUCGAGGAGGCGCAGCGGCGACUCGCGCUCAACGGAUCAAGUGAACUGGGACAGCAGGAGUGGACCGGUGUUGGACUCGAAUGGUUGCGGAGUUUGCUGGGACGACGGGAGUGGACUCUUCCCUGUGUAGAUGUCAAGGUUCGGCUUUGA